UUCGGAAUGUUUGUUUGACCUGUUUGACCUAAAAAUUUCAUUUCAUCCACAUUAUAAAUUCAAACAUUAUUUUUGUUUAACCAGUUUACUAUAAAACAAUCAAAAUGCCAAGAAAAAACUUAGGACCGGGUCCGGGUAAAUAUAUGUUACCUCCCGUUGUUGGGUUUCAACAACACGAUGUUUCAAGAUACCGAAACCCCCAGUAUUCAAUGGGGCUCAAGCUUACAUUCGGCAAAAAACCAUUCGGACCAGGUCCCAGAUACGACGUUCAGAAAAUGACCAGUUAUGGGAAAGCAAGCCCCCCUGCAUAUUCCAUGAAAUCCAGACCAAAACCACUAACUGCAUUCCAAGCUCCUGGGCCAGGUACAUACAAACCGGAAACAGUUCCUAGGAUGAAGGAGCCUAGGCCACCAAUGUAUUCUAUGUCCUACAGAUACCCCCCUCUCAAAAGAUUCCAGACCCCCGGUCCAGACAAGUACGAAAUGCCUUCCACGUUGGGCCCCAAAGUACCCGACAAGAACGCCAAUGCGGCAUUCAGCAUGUCUUUCAAACAUGACUUGAAAGUCCUGGACCGAUCACCUGGUCCGGCGAAAUACAAUGGCACAGAUACAAAGGUCUUCAAGAACAAACCACCUAAUUAUACAAUGUCCCCUCGAGUAUUCCCCCCGGACCCGAAAGCUAAGAGCCCGGGCCCCAUUUACAUGCCAAAACUGCCCCAGAAGCCCGGGUACUCGUUUGGACUAAGGACAGACAAUGAUCCAUAUGUUACUGCUGAAGAUGAUAUGCCCUGUGUCCAGAAGGAGAAGAGCUGUUGAAAUUGUAGGGGCUUAUUUUAUGACUCUUAAGGAACUUAUACUCAUCUAUAUACUGAUAUUAUUUACACAUCUAUCAUCCAUGGUGCAAAAUACACUCUUUUUAGGUCAA
This is a messenger RNA of Phaedon cochleariae (mustard beetle), 924 nucleotides long. The record is from the annotation of a GenBank genome assembly. NCBI's taxonomy places the organism in Eukaryota, Metazoa, Arthropoda, Insecta, Coleoptera, Chrysomelidae.